Molecule: messenger RNA, 1808 nt
Organism: Erythranthe guttata (spotted monkey flower)
Lineage: Eukaryota; Viridiplantae; Streptophyta; Magnoliopsida; Lamiales; Phrymaceae
Product: Sterile alpha motif (SAM) domain-containing protein
Molecular function (GO): protein binding
Source: RefSeq, a predicted model, not a curated record
CCACGUAAGAAGGCUCAAAACUAGGAUUAUUUUGCAUCAUCAUUUGGCCCAUAACUGUUUUCUUUACCUCUGAAUGAAAAGCUCACACGCGCCACAUCCCUCACGCGCUACGCGCAUCCUUACAUUUCCAGUUGCCAGCGAAGCAAAAUUUCCCCUUUUUUCUCUCUCGGGCACACGAACGAACAGACGCGGCGAAACCCUCUUCUGAAGCCUAGUUUCUAAUUGAAGAGCAAAAUUCGAUUAGGGUUUCUGUAUUUUUUCAUGUUUGGGUGAAGGUUUUAUUCAUCUCGCAUUAUAUUCCGUUCUUCUAUUUGAAUAAUCUGAGAUAUUUCGGAAGAUUAAAUGUCAGAGACUUCGAGGUCUCGAGUUACCAUUACCCUCGGACGCACUGGGCAGGUGGUGAAAAGGGGUGGGAGUACGUUGGAAACCUCUUUUACCGAUUCGCAUGCAGUUGCAGGAAGUAAAAGGUCGAUACGGGAAAGGCUUGGCAAUAAUGUUGAUUCUUCUGCCCAAUUUAAUAACAAGAGACAUCGCAGCGAUGGUAGAGCGGCCGAUGCUUAUGAUGGUCUUAGUAAAGACGAUCUCCGGUACAAAAUCAUGCAAAAGAAUAUACAUAAGCAAGGUCAAAACAGCCAGCAGAGUGGAGGGGAUCUUCGCAACUUCCUAUCAAGGCCUGCUCAAUCUACUACAAACACCAUAGCUACACGAGACAGAAUACCCGAGCCGAAGGAUACUAGACUGCGUUAUUUGGAAUCGAUGGAUGGCAAACAGCACUUUACAGAGGCAAGAGAUGGUAGACAUAUACCGCCGCCUGUUACUAGAUAUUCUAGCCAGCACAUCCCUGAAUUGAGGUCCGAGCACGCACCAGAUCCUAGGAGACAGCACAUUAUGGAAGGUAGGGAAAGUGUGCGAAGCAUUCUCGAGGAAAAAGAUGUUAGGCAUCAUCUUAUGCAGGAGCAGAGAGCUCCAAAUCCUGUUACGAGAAUGGAGUCGGGGAUUAAUUCUCAUUCUCAUUCUCCAUGGACGUUGGAUCGUUUGAGGCGAAGAUCACCAGAUGAAACUUUGCCAACUUCUAGAGGUGUUGUUGCACCAAAGAGAGACGAAGUAGUGCAGAGAAGUUUUGCAGUUAGGGGAUAUGAUGAUGCUAGGACAAGCACGUAUAUGAGUAAAGACCCUGUUGAAAUGUCGAGGCCCAUGGCUUCAUCACACUUGGUUAAAAUGGUUCCAUCUGUUGGGCAAAUGAAAGCGGUGGCACCAGUAGCCUCUUCACCUCCUCUGCCUGGGAGCCUCGUACAAAGAAGUGCAUAUGUGGUCAGUGAUCAAGUUACUGUUGACAGCUUUUUGCGUUCGUUGGGUCUUGAAAAAUUUGCUGUUCUCUUUAAGGCUGAGGAAGUGGACAUGUAUUCUUUGAAGCGUAUGAAUGAGAGGGAUCUUAAAGAGUUGGGAAUACCUAUGGGACCAAGGAAGAAAAUCCUACUUGCUUUGCAACCUCGUCUGAAACAGCAAGCGUGAUAAUUGUUAUACCUGAUUCAUGUGAGAUGUACACUUUUUGUAUUGUUGGAGUUAAGCAAAUUAGUUACCUUUCCAAGAUGCUCCUUUUGUCGAGCAAUUUGUCUACAUGGAGACAGGCAUUUUUUUUUGUGUAACGAAUUUUUUUUGUUGUUGAAUUUGUUUGGUUGUAUCGUGGUGUAGACUCUGUAUGUGGGCAAAUUCGGUUAGCACCUAACACUAAGAAACACGUGAAAUGUGAUGUAGCAUUAUAUGAGAUUUCGAUUCUUUUUUGCUGUGUAAGGUGAUCGAUUUGAAAA